CAUCAUCGCUCGUACAAUGCGAAAAGGGAAGUUAGAGAGAGAGAGAGAGAGAGAGAGAGAGAGACCUAACGUUACAGCUGGCUGUGUAGCUACUCGAUCACACAAAGUGAGCCAGCAUAAUAUCAUUAAUCCCGGAGAGAGAGAGAGAGAGAGACAGCGCUCACAGUUUGAAGCUUCCUCCUGUUUUCCUGGAGGUGGUGGUAUUUCCGACAGCACAUCAGCGUCCAGAGGAAGAGACCGGACAGUGUGACAUGGCAAGUAGAGGCGGAGCUACGCGACCCAAUGGGCCAAACGCCGGCAACAAGAUCUGCCAGUUCAAACUUGUGCUUUUAGGAGAGUCGGCCGUGGGGAAGUCAAGUCUUGUUCUUCGUUUUGUCAAGGGCCAGUUUCACGAAUUCCAAGAGAGCACAAUCGGAGCUGCUUUUCUGACUCAGACGGUAUGUUUGGACGACACAACAGUCAAGUUUGAAAUCUGGGACACAGCUGGUCAGGAGCGCUACCACAGUCUGGCUCCCAUGUACUACAGAGGUGCCCAGGCAGCCAUUGUGGUGUAUGACAUAACAAAUGAGGAGUCAUUUGUACGGGCGAAGAACUGGGUUAAAGAGCUUCAGAGACAAGCCAGUCCAAAUAUUGUAAUAGCUCUGGCUGGGAACAAGGCUGAUCUCGCAAACAAGAGAGCACUGGACUUCCAGGACGCACAGUCGUACGCAGAUGAUAACAGCUUGCUUUUUAUGGAAACAUCAGCAAAGACCUCUAUGAACGUGAACGAGAUAUUCAUGGCCAUUGCAAAGAAGCUACCCAAGAACGAGCCUCAGGCGGCCGGAGCGAACAGCGGACGGAACCGGGGAGUGGACCUGACAGAGACGCCUCAGCCCAGCAGCCGUCCCUGCUGCAGUAACUAACCCCAGCUCUUCCUGCUCAUCCUCCCCCCUAUACACACAUACACACACCUACACAUACCCCCCCUACACACACACACAAACCUUUCACCUGAACAACAUCUGGACAUCGGGCUCCUCGGCUUCUUGACAUCAGACCUGACCGUCAACCUCACUCCCCCCUGGAAUAGCUAAAAGACUCUGUAUAGCUGCAUUUCUAAUACCUUUUUUUUUUUUGGUUUAUGUUUUUUUUUUUUUUUUUAACUUUUUUUAAGAAGUGUAUAUCAGUAUAAUGGAUGCAUGUAUCACUACAACGCCUAAAAAACAAAAACAAAAAAAACACAUUUUUAUCUUAUUCAGUUGGAAGACUAACCCCAUUUAAGUAAGAUGAGCGAGAGAGAGCGAGAAACCUGUGAACGUGUGAUUGUGUCGUUUGUGAAUUUCCACGUGUGAUUUGCUGAUGAUGAGAAGGUGUAGCCUCAUUUGUCACUUCACAGGGUCGACUGGAUGCGAAUGAUGUUGCCUGUAAUACUGUAAUUUUUUUUUUGUCUGUUUUUCUUUUCUUUGCGGAUUAAGUUAUGCUCACAAUCAGAAGAAGAAAAACCAAAAUUGUUCCCAUCUCGAGAUGCCUGGCUUCUCAGACUCUCUGUUGCGAGGCAUCGACGUAUUGAGAUAGUGCCAGGAAAAGACUUGUGCAGGAACCUAGAAUCUGUCCCUCCACACACAUCUGUUACGAAAGAAGACAUCUUCAUCCAAGGCUCUUAAUGGAAAGUGCGGAAAAUAAAUUUGGUACUGUCCAGUCUUUGGAAAACACAAAAAAUGUCUUUUUUUUUUUUUUUUUGAGAGUAUAGAAGACAAAAACCCAUCGAUACACAUCUGGCUUCCCAUUAUGUGCAACCAUCUGUAGAGCGAUAUGAGCUUGUCACUUUGCCAUACAUCACAUUGAACAAGUUUUUUGGAAGUGCGGGAACAUCAGGAACCGACAGCUUCGGGGGCCGGCGUGACAGGAUUUUAAAAUUCGGCUUUUUGCUAUUUAAGAAAUACUUUUCAAGUUUGCGGCAUCAAGUGCACCACAGAGGUCUUGUGUUAAAUUUUUGACACAUGGAAGUGAAAAUCAACGGGAAACUUGAAGACUGUCGAACAUCCUGCUUUGUGAGUUGUCUUGCAAAGACUUCAAACAUACGACUUAGUUCUCUGUCAAACUCUUGUCUUUGUUAAUCCGCUCCGCUUUCUGUUCAGGCCAGUAGUCAGCCUACAUCAAUUUGGGUCAAUCAAAGUUGGGGGAUUGUUUUUUUGUUUUUUUAGAAUAGAGUUCAGACGGCACACAAACAGAAAAUUGGACUACUACCCAUUGUCACGAGUCUGUGGAAAAAAAAUAUACUCUAAUGUUGUUAUAGGGUGCAAUGUUGUCUUCUUCCUCCUUUAGUACAGCUUGCAGAGCUCACCAGAAAAUUAUCUAGAGAUUCCGAACAAUUGUACAGUUCAACCUAGGUCUGCUUUUUAUCUUUAUUUUUUAAAUUUUCAUCCUAGACCUUGUCACAAACUGGUCAAAUGUUAAGCAGUGGUGGUCUUUUUAGGUAUAUGUAGUGUUAUUAACAAAAUCCCUCUCUGGUGUCUUGUUACUUUUCUCAGAAAUGGUCCAUGGUCAUGUUUGAAAGGAACUUUUAUUGCAUUGCACAGUGUUGAUCAUGUUUUAAUUAAUGACUGCCCUUCAAUUUUAUAUGACGGACUGUAUUGGACUUGCUAACCUACGGCUAUAAGCAGGUAGCAUAAUUAACCUUACUGGUGGUCUCUCAUACAGCUCAAUGAAUUUUAAUGAUGUAAAACAGCAUUACUAGUGAUGGGCUGAUCAGUUUUGAGUGUCUGAAUACAACUUAAUAAAUUCAAUAAAGAGGUCUCUUGUA
Molecule: messenger RNA, 2782 nt
Organism: Larimichthys crocea (large yellow croaker)
Lineage: Eukaryota; Metazoa; Chordata; Actinopteri; Sciaenidae
Gene: rab5ab
Product: RAB5A, member RAS oncogene family, b
Exons: 6
Coding region: 252-902 (216 amino acids)
Molecular function (GO): GTPase activity; GTP binding
Source: RefSeq, a predicted model, not a curated record